Messenger RNA from Eriocheir sinensis (Chinese mitten crab), 2489 nucleotides. It is a transcript of the gene TBC1d7, whose product is annotated as TBC1 domain family member 7-like. Gene Ontology annotation, molecular function: GTPase activator activity. The record is from RefSeq and is a predicted model, not a curated record. Gene Ontology annotation, biological process: negative regulation of TOR signaling; activation of GTPase activity. The transcript has 3 exons. The coding region runs from base 447 to 1424 and encodes 325 amino acids. NCBI's taxonomy places the organism in Eukaryota, Metazoa, Arthropoda, Malacostraca, Decapoda, Varunidae.
ACGAUAAUCUGGCGACCGUGUGGCAGCCAGUCUGAUGGCGGCCGGGCUGAGGGCAGGGUCGAGGCAGUAGACCUUUUUUAUAGUUACAUACCGCAGCACACCGCCCAUGCCGCCUGUAUAAUGGACGAGCAUGUCAAGAAGCUGGAGGUGAUGUUUGGCAAAGCAGAGACUGAACUUGAUGCUCUCUCCUACAAGGUGGACCUGGAGUACAAGUCCCUGACGGAGGACCAGCAGGCCGACUCAAAGGCACCCUGUCGUGUGGUGGGCAGCGUGCAGGGUCUGAGGGAGGAGCUUGCCCAGGUGGCCUCAGAGGUGGAAGAGAUUAAAAAGCAGCAGAAGGAGGCAAUGUCCAUGGUGGAGACACAGCUCAAGACUCUGUGUAGCCAGUUUGAUGAACUGAGUGAGGUGGUGGGCCAGCAGAAGCAGCAGCAGGGGGAGGCGGCCCCAUGAGCCGGGGAGUCAUGGGGGACGAGAAAAACUUCCGUUCGCAGUUCUACAAGAAGGUUGGGCUGCGGGAAGUGGAGGAGAAGCGGGCCCUGGAGGCCCUGCUGAAGGAACAGCCGCUAGACGUGGAGCGCUUGGCCGCCUUCUGCUGGAAGUCUGCCGUGCCAGCGGCCCACCGCCACCUGGUGUGGAAGCUGCUGCUCCAGGUGGUGCCGCGCCACGCUGAGUCCCACGACUACGUGCGGCAGCAGCAGCGGCUGGCUUACGAGGAGCUGUGGCGGGCCGUUUCUGCCCUCGGCCUCACUGGCUACAAUGAUAUCGCUGCUGGUGCUGGCGAUGGCCUCCACGACUAUCAGUUCCCCAGCUACCACCACCACCACCAUCCACGCCGAGCUGGACCGGGGCCAGACACGCUGCGGCCGGAGGACCAGCUGUUCAUGUGGCUGGUGAGCCGCGGGCAGCUGCUGCACCCACCCAGGGAGCUCCUGCGGCGGCCAGAGAGUCAGCAGUUCCUGGCCAUCGUGGGCAAGACAGCCGGCCUCAUGGACUGCCCCGUGGAUGUGUUCUGGGUCAGCUCGGCACUGUGGACGCUGCUCAGGGACAACCAGGCGGCUGUAGCAGCGGCUGUCAUGGAGGCAGUCAGCACCCUGCGUCAGGAGAACCGUGCCCUGCACCGCCACCUGCUGCGCAUCGACCUCUUCUCCAGCGGCCUGCUCACAGAGCUCUGCCUCAGCCUGUUCUGUGACAUCUUCCCGGAGAGUGCCAUGGAGAAGAUCCUGGAUAAGGUGGUGGCUGGAGCCUUCAGUGUGCUGGGCUGCCUCACUGCCGCCCUCCUCCUGCACCUCCAGCAGCCCCUCAUCACCACCACCACCACCACUGGUGUCAAGAGUGUGCUGAGCAACAUGCGUAAGGAGGAGGCGGAGAUGGUGGUGGCGGCAGCACUGGAGCAGUGGCUCAAAGUGGGAGCAGACCGCAAGUAGUGUGUUGGACCCUGUGAGGCCCUGAGACUCACUGGCUCUCGGGUGCUGUGCUGUGCUGUGCUGUGCUCAUACUUCCAUCACUCGCUGGCCCAAGUUGUAGUGCAAGACUGAACAGCUCAGUGCAAAAGAAUCGAGUUUUUAUAAUUUCACAUACAGUUGUCUCUCAGCAUCUGCAGGAGAUUGUUUCCAGAGUCCCCCUGGAUACUUACUGUAAGCCAUGGAUGUCAAAAUCCCUGAUACGGUAUAUAAUGGCACAGUAUAACCUCAUCAUCCUGUAUUCUCUGGGUUUCAUAAGCAUUAAUUAUGUUGCCACCAGCUGUUUACUUGUGUCAUGCUGAUAUUGACCUUACUACAUUCUCAUACUUAUUUACAUGUUGAGUUUUACCAGCACGUUGUAUGUCUGGUGUCUAGUAUUGAGGGUACUGUUCACUGUCUUGGUAAUACUGAGGGUACUGUUCACUGCCUUGGUAAUACUGAGCGUACUGUACACUGCCUUGGUAAUACUGAGCGUACUGUACACUGUCUUGGUAAUAUUGAGGGUACUGUUCACUGCCUUGGUAAUAUUGAGGGUACUGUACACUGCCUUGGUAAUACUGAGGGUACUGUUCACUGCCUUGGUAAUAUUGAGCGUACUGUACACUGCCUUGGUAAUACUGAGGGUACUGUUCACUGCCUUGGUAAUACUGAGGGUACUGUACACUGCCUUGGUAAUACUGAGGGUACUGUACACUGCCUUGGUAAUACUGAGGGUACUGUUCACUGCCUUGGUAAUACUGAGGGUACUGUACACUGCCUUGGUAAUAUUUACAGGAGAGCAGCUGUCAUGGUUACACGUACUGCCUUUUUUAAACUUUAUGGAUUUUUUUUCAAAUAUAUCUGGUCUGCCGUUAGUUGACUGUGAGUACGGAGAGCUGACUGUAUUCUUGGAGAGUGGUCAAUAAACUGGUCAUUGAAUUUUUGACGGGAAGGUAUUUGUUGCGAGUAGGUUAAGGUGACUGUCUCGGCUUGUCACAUGUACCUGCCCGUACCUGGGAACAAACAAUAAAGAGAUUCAUCGGCAUAUUA